CCUGGCAAUUAAAAACCUAUCGUCGAUUGUAAUUUUUUUGAUUGUAAACAUGUAACUGGAGAGAGAGAGAGAGAGAGCUAGCUAUCGUUUUUGGUUGAUUUUUUUUUUUUUUUAAUUCAAAAGUAUUCUUUCUUUAGGGUAGUCGGAACUCCCUUUCUGUUUCACAGUGCUGUAUUGAAAGUAGACCCUACUGCAAUGUGUACACGUACGGUAUUUCUCCAGCAGGUUUCCGUUUGUCCCAUGUAUGCAUUUAGUUACGUGGUGUUCGCUCCUUGUGUUUUGGUUUUGCCUUGCCCAUGAGGGUGCAUCUGGCCUGUGCUUCCAAUACCACCACCAGGCUGAGCUGAAGCACUACCUGCACUGGGUGAGCAAAACCUACCCGCACAUAACCCAUCUCUACUCCAUAGGGCAGUCCCGUGAAGGAAGGGAGCUCUGGGUGCUGGUGAUUGGCCAAUAUCCCAAUGAGCAUCAAGUUGGGAUCCCUGAGGCCAGAUACAUUGGCAAUAUGCAUGGCAAUGAGCCUGUGGGCCGAGAGCUGCUUCUUCACUUAAUUGACCUGCUGGUGUCUCAAUACGGCAAAAUGAAGACCAUCACCAGCCUAGUGCACAACACUCGCAUUCACAUCCUGCCCAGCAUGAACCCUGAUGGCUUCGAGAUGUCUGUGCCAGGGGCGUGCAGUGGUGUGGAUGGGAGAUAUAACAAGAAUGGUGUGGAUCUUAACCGGAAUUUCCCAGACCUGUUCUCCAUUAACCAGGUCACCAGAGAGCCAGAGACAUUGGCGGUGAUGCGCUGGACAGACAUGGAGACCUUCGUCCUCUCAGCCAACCUGCACGGGGGUGCUGUUGUGGCUGCCUACCCCUAUGACAACAAUAUGUCUGGUAAAAGUAGAUACACAAAGUCCCCAGAUGAUGAUGUGUUUAGAUACUUGGCAAGCAUCUAUUCCAUCAACCACAGGAGGAUGUUUAAAGGCAACCUGUGUAAAAUGAGCUUCCCAGGAGGAGUGGUGAAUGGAGCUAGUUGGUACACCUUAAUAGGAAGCUUGCAGGACUAUGGUUACAUUUGGACCCACUGCUAUGAGCUGACCAUAGAGGUGUCCUGUUGCAAAUACCCCUCCGCAGAGCGGCUACAGUUCUAUUGGGCAGAGAACAAGAAGGCUCUGAUACAAUUCAUCACACACGUUCACCUGGGGGUAAAGGGCAGAGUCCUGGAUGACAAGCAAAACCCCAUUGCUAACACAUCUGUGCUGGUCAUGGGUAGAGAUGACGUGAUGCCAUACAAAACCAACCAGCUUGGGGAAUACUACAAGAUAUUAAUGCCAGGGAGCUACACGUUUAGGGUUGAAUCUCCAGGUUAUGUACCUCUGAUGGUGAAUAUCCAUGUGAAGGACACCUCCCACGUGUACACAGCUACCAUUCAUGAUUUCACUCUUCACAGGCAGAUUUCUUAAAAUUAUAUAUAUAUAUUCACCUUCAAAAAAGUUAAUUACUCUCUAAUUUAUAUAGAAAUAUACAAAGAAACAGAUUAUAUAAAAGGCAGUGUAUUACUGAAAGGAACUCUGUAACACAUUGUUGAGCCAUUCCAUAAAAGUAAAGCUUGGCCUUGCUGCUAUGCCUUAUAAAAGUAAAGCUUGGGCUUGCUACUAUGCUUAUAAAAGUUUACCACUGUAGAUUUGCAUGGUAGUUUAGCAGUUUUCCCAUGCUUUUCCCAUGAUUUACUAUGCCUUUAACAUGGAUUAAUAAGGAUUGCCAUGUUUUUUAAUAUGGCAUACCUCUCUAGGCUUUACGAUGCUUAUCUAUGCUGUACUGUGUUUUCAUUAAGCUUUAUUAUGCUUUGCCAAGCUUUGACUAUGGUAAACUUUAAUAAGGGAUAUAAUGAGCGUUUUGAUGGAGCCUAUCUUUACCUACAGCAUUAAGUACAGUUCAACAUGCCAUACUAGGAAAGAGAUGAAGGAGGUGGUUCAAGGGAGAUACAUUGCUGCUGUAUUACACUACAAUCUCCUCUUUGUUUAGAUGUAUCCACAAGGGGCAGUGUUGCAGGGGGCAGGUUAAUGGUUACACUCUGGGGUACUAGAUGUACUUUUAGGUCUUAAUUCUGGGAGCUGUUGGGGCCACAGGGUGCUUUAAAUAGACACCAUGGACUAAAACAAAAUAAAAAAUAAAAAAGGCCUUGCAUACACACUUCUGUUUUCACAAGAUCAACAACAUGAUUAGGAUUUAGCCAGAUCUCUCUGGAUAGCAGCCAAACAUGCUUAUAAAUUAAGAUAUCAUCUAAAACGGGUAUUUGCACAAUUUUUACUCAGGAGAUGUUCAUACAUGCACAAUUUUUACUCGGUAGACAUUCAUACAUGCAACAAACUUUCUUAUGUUCUCAAGUCAUUAUAAGAUACUUAUCAACCCACUGUCAGAGUUUCUAGUAGUAAAAGCAGGGAUGACAUUCUCAAGAAAAAAAGUGCAGGUGUAAACAUUAAAAAAAUUGAGACAAUUUGUGCCAAUGAAUAAAUACUUUUAAAAUAUAUACAUUUCGGUACAUGAAACAUUUUAUAAUACAAAAUAAGCCUUUAAAAAACUGAUAAAGUACAAACAAUUAACCGUAAACAAAGAAGCAGAAAAUACUCAAAGCUUUGGACCCUCUGCAUGUAUCACUCAGUCAUGAACCGUAAUAUAACACUGAAGUUAAACCUUCAAUGAUAAGUAUUAAGAGAUAUUACACUAUGCAGUAGCUGCUGUAGAGAGGGAGUUUUGUUUCAAGAUAUCCUAAAAAAAGGAUGUUAUAAAAAAAAAAAGUUAAAUAAAAAAAAACUGCACUGUACAAAAAUGAUACAAAAAGGUCCAAGUCAAACAAUGCACAUUGGUAAUAAAGUAUCAGGCACUACUCUUUAAAAACUGUUUACUUGACUUGACCAUUUUAAUCUCCAUUAUAUUCUCUGAAGUCAUCACUAUACCUUCCAGACCCUGGGUACGCACCUACAACAGGACCUUGCCAUUCUACAAUGAUAGCCUUGGAUUAGAACACAUAUCCCUGUUAUUUAUUGUAUUUUACAUAUUACUUAUCCUACAAUAAUAUAUUAUGUGUGCUCCUCUGUUGUGUUUAGGUGUAGAUUCAU
Molecule: messenger RNA, 3103 nt
Organism: Acipenser ruthenus (sterlet)
Lineage: Eukaryota; Metazoa; Chordata; Actinopteri; Acipenseriformes; Acipenseridae
Product: carboxypeptidase M-like
Exons: 8
Coding region: 245-1447 (400 amino acids)
Biological process (GO): proteolysis
Cellular component (GO): cell surface
Molecular function (GO): zinc ion binding; metallocarboxypeptidase activity
Source: RefSeq, a predicted model, not a curated record